Molecule: messenger RNA, 1105 nt
Organism: Poecilia reticulata (guppy)
Lineage: Eukaryota; Metazoa; Chordata; Actinopteri; Cyprinodontiformes; Poeciliidae
Source: RefSeq, a predicted model, not a curated record
CUUAACAACGGAAACCGAAAUCCCGAUCUUACACAAGGGUCUUGCACCCACACUGGACAACAAUCAUUUCCCUGGUGGAGGGUGGACCUGCUGGAGUCCUACAUCCUCACUUCCAUCUCUGUAACCAACAGAGGAGACUGCUGUGCAGACAACAUUACUGGAGCAGAGAUUUAUGUUGGCAACUCUUUACAAGACCAUGGUACAUCAAACCCAAUGGUUGCUGUCAUUUCUCGCAUCCCACUUGGAAGGACUCUGAAAAUAACUUUUAGCAGUCAUGUGGAGGGCCGCUAUGUGACUGUGCUGCAGCCUGGUUUAAACAAGGUGCUUACACUCUGUGAGGUGGAGGUCUACGGUUACCUUGCUCCAACUGGAGAGAAUGUGGCAUUUUAUGGGAAAGCUACUCAGUCAUCAUUGCAUGGUACAGCCAUUGCAUACAAUGCUAUUGAUGGGAAUCGUGAAGGUCACUGGGUGAAGGCUUCUUGCACUCAUACAAUAAAUGAAUUCAAUCCCUGGUGGCGUCUGGACCUGGGAAGAACCCAUAAAGUGUUCUCUAUCAACAUAUCCAACCGUGUAGAAGUUCACAAUCGAAUUAAUGGAGCUGAAAUCCGUAUUGGAGAUUCACUAGACAACAACGGAAACAACAAUCCCAGGUGUGCUGUGAUCUCAACCAUCGCUCCAGGUUUUACUGAAACCUUUCAAUGUAACGGGAUGGAUGGCCGAUACAUCAAUGUUGUCAUACCUGGAAGAACUGAGUAUCUCACUCUGUGUGAGGUGGAAGUGUAUGGCUCUAGACUGGAUUAAGUCUGAAGAUACUAAAACAUGUUUCCAACAGCCAGACUUUGGACUAAGAUAUGGAAUGAAACAGAACAAACUGUAAUAUAAGGAACAACAGCAAAUAUUCAGCUGAACAAUUGGAUUUUUGCUUUCUCUCCAUCUUCUAAAUAUUAGAGCAAUUCAGACUUUAUAAAGUCUAGUGACAGACUUUAUAGGGAUGCUGAUUUCAUUGGCAUGGGCCGAAACUGUCAAAGUACCAAAGCUGUUUAAAUUACCCUUGUGUCAAACUUGAUUAGUCAGCAAACUGACCUGACCUCAUCUCACCCAGUAA